ACCUCUGGAGGAGGCUUAAAAAGCCCCUGGCACAUGGAGCAGAAAGUGGGGGCAGAGCCAACCAGCAAAGCCCAGAAGCCUGGAAAAAACCCAUAAAAGAAAAUAGGCCUGGCUACCCCUAUAGGUGUCUGCCUGUCCCUCUGCCAGGGACACGGGGAGACCAAAUAACCUAAUGGAAAUAUAGAGCUGCAAUUGCAUCCUCAGCCGGGGCAGCUCCCCUGGGCUCGCUGCAAUCCAGCCAACACGGCCCAAGGCUUCCUGAUACCCAGGAGUCUGCUCACAAGAGGAGGCCGAGGUGAUUUAGGACCAAAGAAGUGAGAUGGAGACCUCCUAUACUAGACCCCAGCUCUUGAAAGCUUCAGGCUGUAGUCUCUCAAGGGGCUGUGAGCAAAUGAGGCACAGAUCCACCACAAUUUUCCAGCCACUUCCUCCUUUCAUACCAGCCUGAGGUCUAGGGAGGAUGGCAGCCCUGAGCACCUCCAUCUAGGUCCUUAACAUGGCCCGCCCUGGGGAGAAAAGAGUGCGUGUGCAUUGAGAAGGUGAUGUAGAGUUGCGUUUGCUCAUCCCGGCAGAGCUGGGGGUGAUGCUAGGGGUGCAACGUCCCUUUGACCAGUUGCACUGGGCCACAUGUCCACUCUGGGAUUUCUCAGCCGUGAAGGAGACAAUCUUCAAAGAGAUGCCAGCACUGGGGAUCACGAGCUAGAAAACCUAACCCUAAAGUGCUAGUGCCUGUUGGCCAAAGCAGGUCACAGGUGCAAUCAGGUGGCGUUAUAGGAGGAAUAUGGCAUAACGGGGUGGCUAUCCCAGCAGGGAAUAUCCACAGACCAGCUGUUUGCAAACUGCCAGUGACUCAGCUCUGCGGCUCAUCCCCGCCGUCACGCCAGGGAAGAGACAGGAGCCAAGAACAAAGUUGACUGUCGUUGUCAUUGCUUUGUCUCUCGGUAUCAUUAAGUCAUAACAGCAAAUUAAUGACUGGUCCUGGCUCUGCUGUGAUGAGGAGACUGUAAAUAGCCCAGCACAAUGAAGUCAGCCCCCUGAAACAGAGGUGGAAAUGAUGCUUCUUGCACACCACUGUGUUUUGUCUGAAUAAAAUACAAGCUUGACGCAAUCAAAUGUAUCAGCACAACCACCCCUGUCCCCAAGCAAACCAAGGGGAUCUGGCCCCACUUGGGGUAACUUUGGACCUGAUGUCAAAGCUGACUCGCCGGCCUGGAAUAGGCUGCAACCUGCUGCCUGCCGAGCUGGGGGGAGUCAGGAGAGGGGGAAGACCCCCGCACGCCAGCAAUCAGCUAAAUGAAAUGCAUGUCCAUCUCUUCCCCAGCACCAUUCUGGCACUCACUCCAUCUCGGGCUAAUUAAGACAGGGAAGGGCCGUGAUAAAUGACCCAACUCCAUUACCCUGAUCGGCCCCGCACCGGUGGCACGCGGUAACGUGCGUGCGAGAGAAGCACUUCCACGCCAAUGCAGAAGUCACCGGGGCUGAGCCGUCGGAAAGACACCUCACAGGAUACACGCUGUCGCCACAUCCCAGGCGUGUGUGCGCGGACGUGAGCGCGAUGCACAAUUCGGGAACGCUGGCGCACCCGGGAUCAGCUGGAUUGGAAAGAUGUUGACCGAGUUCCUCUGACGUCCGCGACGGGGUUGAUCUGUCCAUUUCCCAAGGAGUGAAUCAUAUUGACAGGUUGAAUUAUAUUUCAAGAAGGGUUUUUUUUUUUCCCUUCUCCCCCCUUCUCCCUCCCUCCAAAGACCAUUUGUAAUCGCGGCACAUUCCCUGCCUUUUAAAAGCGAGCUCAGCCAGCGCUGGUCACAUUGAAGCCCUCCAUCCUGUGCAAAAGAAGGAGUCUCCUGAGCGGUGGGGACAUGGGCAGGAUCGGUUCAGCCCAGCUUUGCUUUGGGAUGCUUGCAGUCUUGGCCAUCGUGGUCUACAUCCCUUCCACACAUGGGAAGCCUUUUUUACUGCAAGGUAAGCUGAAAGCGCGGCCUGAAUGUCAUCUUCUGUAUGUUACAGAGAACCAGGUGUUUCCAGAGAGAGAGGACGCUGGUCACCAAGAUGCCCUGCUGACUCUGCUCCUUGAUAAAAACCCUGCCUGGAGGCACCCAGCCAAUAUCGACUUGGAGCUGGCGAAGAAAUACGAGGAGCUGCAGCAGCUGGCGAGGCUGAAGGAGCAGCUGCUGGCGGACGAGGGCUCUGACAUGGCCUAUCCCUUGGAGAGCCUGGCUGCAUCGCACCCGCAGAAGCGUGCCUGCUUUUGGAAAUACUGUGUCUGAGGCCUGGCCCAAGGGGAGGAGGAAGAGGAGAUGAGCCCCACACUGCCAGGCUGCGGCCUCGCUGCUUCAUCGUCCUGCUGUUCCCCCGUGGAGUGAGGAUGGGCAGGGGUCCGGCUACACCACCACAGCCCCCUCCCUGUGGGCACCAGCUUCCCCCUCCGGGCUCUGCUGCACCCCGUCUUCCCAGCUCUGCCUUGCUUUGUUUUUUAGCGUGCUCCCUGGGUGUCCCUGCCUCCUCCAGCACUGCUCCAUGCUUCCUUUCACCCCCGUGCCCCCCAUCCCUCCGAGCCCUGGGAGGAUGCCCGGCCAGCUCCUGCCCUCUGCAAGAGUUGGGCAUGGUGGUGUCAGGGAUCCCUGCUCCCCUUCCCCACCUGACAGCAGCAACCCGUGUCCAGGAGGGCAAUGGGCCCGGAGCUGGCACCGGUGGGCUGAGCGCGGUGUGGGGGCCCACGGGCUGACGUGUCUGUGUGCGAGUCCUGUCCGUGUGCACUGUAUGCAUCCUUUGGUGUUUCCCUCGGGGGGCGGGGGGAGAAA
Alligator mississippiensis (American alligator) is the source of this 2801-nucleotide messenger RNA. It is a transcript of the gene UTS2B, whose product is annotated as urotensin 2B. Bases 1860 to 2267 code for a protein of 135 amino acids. Gene Ontology annotation, molecular function: hormone activity. The record is from RefSeq and is a predicted model, not a curated record. NCBI's taxonomy places the organism in Eukaryota, Metazoa, Chordata, Crocodylia, Alligatoridae. Gene Ontology annotation, biological process: regulation of blood pressure; blood vessel diameter maintenance. Gene Ontology annotation, cellular component: extracellular region. The transcript has 5 exons.